This is a messenger RNA of Pelmatolapia mariae (spotted tilapia), 6100 nucleotides long. It is a transcript of the gene inpp4ab, whose product is annotated as inositol polyphosphate-4-phosphatase type I Ab. NCBI's taxonomy places the organism in Eukaryota, Metazoa, Chordata, Actinopteri, Cichliformes, Cichlidae. Gene Ontology annotation, molecular function: phosphatidylinositol-3,4-bisphosphate 4-phosphatase activity. The transcript has 26 exons. Gene Ontology annotation, cellular component: cytoplasm. The record is from RefSeq and is a predicted model, not a curated record. The coding region runs from base 248 to 3313 and encodes 1021 amino acids.
CAGCCAGAAAGAGGCAGUGAAGGAAACAGUGCGGCACUUUGAGGACGUUCUCCUGCUAACAGUUUGUGUUUCUGCUCGUUAAUCGGAUAUUUAAUCCCGCACGCGGCCGAGCCGAGAGGUGAAGCGUUUCCUUGGCGCCACCGUGGAUCUGCGGAGGUGGAGGGUCACAUCACAUGGGAGUGUGCGACUGCACGCGUGACGGUGUGUGUUUAGGCCUCCUGCCGUCGCUCGCUCGUCCCAGACAGGCAUGGCGGGGGGCAGGGAGCGCAGCGGCUCGAGGACGCAGAGGCCGUGGUCGGUGUACCGAGCCAACACGCUGGAGCUGUCCAACGAGAUGAUCAGCUUGGCGCUCGCAGGAAAUAGUCAGGACCCAGAUGAACCUGUGCUGGAAUUCAGUGUGGCAUGCACAGACCUGGUGACUCCUUCUCUGGACCGAAAACCCAACACCUUUGUAGCAGUGAGCUGCACGACACCGCCGCAGGCCUUCUGGACCAAACACGCCCAGACUGAAGUCAUAGAGGGCACCAGUAACCCCAGCUUCCUCAGCAGCAUUGCCUUCUUCCAGGACUCCAACAUCAACCAGCUGACGCAGGUCAAACUGGCUGUGUAUGAUGUGAAGGAUCGCUCGCAGGGCACGAUGUACAUGUUGGGCUCUGCACUUUUCCCUGUGAAGGAGAUACUGCAAGAGAAGAGCCACAAAUUACAGCUCGAACUGCGAUCAGCAGAGAACCAGCGGGUAGGGACCAUCACUGUGGCGGCGUGGCAGAUGGAGGAGAGAACAGAUCAGAGGAUGUCGAUGGGACGUCUGGCAGAAAGCAUCAACGGCCGGACAGUGCUGCCUGUCGACGAGAGCCUGACAGAGUCAAUGGGAGUCCGAAUCAAGUACGCCUCGUUGUGUAAAGAUACCCUGCUGCGCUCAGUGUUUGGCGGCACGAUGUCGAGGAUGUACCGCUUCCCCACCACUGAUGGGAACCACCUACGAGUGCUGGAGCAGAUGGCCGAGAGCGUCUUGUCUCUAAACAUUCCCAGACAGUUUGUCAAACUGCUGCUGGAGGAGGAUGCAGCCAGGGUUUGUGAGUUGGAGGAGUUGGGAGAGUUGUCCCCCUGCUGGGAGAACCUGCGGCGGCAGAUCGUCUCUCAGUACCAGAACAUAAUACUCGCUUACCAAGAGACACUGUCUGACCUCAGUGAAUACAGAGGUCCAUUAUUCAAAGCCAGUAACCUGAAAGCAGACAAGAAGCUGGAGUUCAUGCCCACUAACCUUCACGUUCAGAGGAUGAGGGUGCAGGAUGAGCUGGGUUUUGAACAGACAUAUGAUGUGGUAACAGUCGGCGCCCCGGCCGCUCACUGCCAGGGUUUUAAGAACGGCGGUCUGAGGAAGCUCAUCCAGAAGUUCGAGGAAGCAAAGAAACACGUAUAUGAGGAGGAAUGUAGCGCCCUCUCCAGCUCUCAGUCCAUCAUCUACAUACCCCAGGACAUUGUCCGAGCCAAAGAGAUCAUCGCCCACAUCAACACGCUGAAGACUCAGGUCAGCUACUACGCAGAGAGGCUGUCUCGAGCUGCCAAAGACCGAUCGGCCAGCGGACUGGAGUGGACGCUCGCCAGUCUGGCUGAUAAGACCCGUCAGCUGGUGACAGUGUGCGACUGCAAGCUGCUAGCUUCAGCUAUUCAGGCCCUGAACGCAGCGCGGCCCGAGUACAUCGCCUCCAAAGCGUCUCCUUCCGCUGAGUCCGAACAAGUAGUGCUCCGCAACGACCAGGACACACUGACAGCAAAGUACAGCGGUCGCAACAGCCGGUCUUCACUGCAUGUGGACUGGCACGAAGAGGAGUGGGAGAAGGUGUGGUCAAAUGUGGAUAAGUCUCUGGAGUGCAUCAUCCAGCGCGUCGACAAGCUGCUUCAGAAAGAGAGGAGACCCAGCGUCGGCAGUCAGGACAGUACCCAGAGUGACCAGCAGGGUGGCAGCAGUAAGAAAGGCGAUGGUGGGAAGUGUUUAGCUUUCUGGAUCAACCCAGAAAGUACGUCAGAGGAAUCUCCAUCCUUACCACCAUCAUCAUCAUCAUCACUAUUAGAACUGCCUCCACCAUCAUCAUCAUCUCCACCACCAUCCUCUUCCUCUCAGCUUGCCCUCUCCUCUGCACGGCCUCCCAGCCCCGAACAGGAAACCUAUGGAAGCCCCAGUGCUGAGGAGGCGUAUCCAGGCGAGUGGAGCGAGGCGCUGUACCCUCUCCUCACCACGCUCACGGACUGCGUUGCCAUGAUGAGCGACAAAGCCAAGAAGUCUAUGGUCUUCCUGCUCAUGCAGGACACCGCCCCGACGAUAGCCAUGGACGUGUCACUGCAGUACCGCCGCGACAUUGUCUUCUGCCAAACGCUCACCGCUCUCAUCUGCGGCUUCAUUAUCAAGCUGAGGAACUGUCUCCGUGACAACGGAUUCCUGCGACAGCUCUACACCAUCGGCCUUCUCGCUCAGUUUGAGUCCCUGCUCAGCACCUACGGAGAGGAGCUCGCCAUGCUGGAGGACAUGAGCAUCGGCAUAAUGGAUCUACGCAACGUCACCUUUAAGGUCACCCAAGCAACCGGCACCUCCACCCCCGAGAUGCUGCCGAUCAUCACAGGAAACCGGGAUGGCUUCAAUGUCCGCAUCCCGCUGCCGGGGCCCAUGUUCGAAGCCCUGCCCCGAGAGAUCCAGAGCGGCAUGCUGCUGCGGGUGCAGCCGGUGCACUUCAACGUGGGCAUCAACGAGCAGCAGACGUUGGCCGAGAAGUUUGGAGACACGUCCCUGCAGGAGAACAUAAACUCUGAGAGUCUCUCCAGACUGAACUCGUACUACGAGCAGUUCAAAGAAGUCCUGCCGGAGGACUGCCUCCCGAGGUCUCGCUCUCAGACGUGCCUUCCUGAACUGCUCAGGUUUCUCCGGCAGAAUGUCAACGCCAGGAAAAACAAGAACGUAGACAUCCUGUGGCAGGCUGCGGAGAUCUGCCGGCGGUUGAACGGGGUUCGCUUCACCAGCUGCAAGAGCGCCAAAGACCGCACCGCCAUGUCCGUCACGCUGGAGCAGUGCCUGAUCCUGCAGCACGAGCACGGCAUGGCGCCGCAGGUCUUCACGCAGGCCCUCGACUGCAUGCGCAGCGUUGGCACGAGGGAGGGGGUGAUCCAGAAGAACCUGAGCGGCUUGCUGCCGGUGCGUGACUUCCGGCUGGACCCCAGCCUCAUGUACUCCCUGCCCCUGCUGGCCCUCAGCCCCAACCUCCUGGUGGUGUGGAUCUUCCUCAGCAUGGCCUACUUCCUGGCCAAACUGCGCUGCAGCUGAGCGAGCAGCUCUACGCUGGAAGUGACCAAACGUCAAACGUACUGCGAGGGUGGGCGGGGACUCUCCACGCUGACUCCCCGGGGUGUUUCUGAAACUGUGCCACUGACCUGUGAGAGGGGUGUAAUCAGCUCACACACACUGUCCCACCCUGACUAAGGGCUGUACGCGACUUACAUCCCACUUAUCAGCAGCCACGCUUUGGGCUUUUUCUUUCUUUUCUAUUCUUUAAACAUCUUUUUCUUUUUUCUAUUAAAAACCUGUCAUAGCUCAGGGGUGUCAAACUCAUCUUAUUCGUGGGCCACUAACCCAAUCCUGUAUGAUCCUAACAGGACCAGAAGGCUAACCUCUUCCCACUCCCCUAAACCUCCAAAUUGUUCUUAAUGUAAUGAAUUGAUCUGAUUUAUAAAUCUGAUAAACUCUCUGCGAUAUCUUGAACUCCUGAGACCCUGCAUCAUCAUACAGGGAUAUACGGUAACAUAUUUACUCUUCAUUCUUCUUAAUAAAGUGGGUUUUAAAAAAAAAACAAUGAUUACUUUAUUCUGUUGGGCCGUCGAAGAAAUAGUGGAGUUAAGAUUAGGUCCAGCUAAUCGUAAAUCGCUAAGAGAAAUUAAAAAUGCAUCCCUAACGAGAGCUCGGGUUUCCGGAGGUUAAGGACAGAGUACAACGAGAAGACGUCCUCAGUCUUGCAGGUCUAGCGACCCCUGCCUGUCAACCACCAAUAGUUAUGGAAAAAUGUGCAGCACCCACUUUGGUGGGCCUUUUGCAAUGUUCUGAUGACAUUUUUUUUUUGUCUCUAUUUCAAGUUUUACACCUUUCAGUUUCACUGCUGCUCAGUAAGCAGUUGCAGACAAGUUGUCUCACAUGCAAAAUAUGACUGACUCCUGGCUAUCCAGUAGCAGCUACAACAGUGACGUUUGUAGCGCAGCACCUUGUACGUCUUUACAACCACUUGGCAACCUAUUCAGUAAUGCACAUUUUUCCCUAGCAACCUGUGGCUGCCAGGGAUUCACCAACUGGUUUCUAGUUCUGUGUGCCUGAGGUCUUAGUGGCCUAGUUCUAUCCCACUUGUUUGACACUCCUGAUAUAUUCAUUGUGUUGCCUACACUUGAGCGUGAGGCCACAUGCCAUGUUCACACUAAGCCUGCUGAAUGUGAAUUCUACAUGAUUCCAUUCAUGUGUUUUUUAGGAUCGUAUUCGUCCACGUGUACGUGCCGAAAUUACCCAGAUUAUUUCCUUCUCUUCUCUUCCCUUUUUUUUGUCCAGGAUUAAGAAAGCAGACACUGCUGUUUUAAACUCACAAUUCACUUGUCACUACAGUCCAAAACGCUGCCACGUGAUUAAUCCUUUUUUUGGGCUUUUAUGUGAAAUACUAAAUUUUAACCAUUACGAAGUCCUAAAUCUCCAAUUCUGUUUUCUUUACUGAGGUUUAACCAAACAUGCAUUUUUCUAAGACUUUACAGAAACUAAUGCUGUGAUUUUCAGAUUCAGUGUUUCUGAAAAAGCUCAGUUUUGUCCGCGUGGACGGUAUUUGCCAAAAAGAGGACUUUCAAAAAAAAUUCAGCUGGCUCCGUGCGAACAUAUAACACAAAACCAUUAAAAGACAUUAAGAUAUUACCUUUAGUAACUCACAGGAUUAUCCAAAUCCACUUCCAGUACUGCCUAAUGAGAGUGUAUUACAUCUUUCUUAGUGUAUAGCGCCCUCUGAUGGACAUAUUUUGCUCCUUUGUGAUGGUCAGUGAGUACUCUGCCUUACCCUUCACUGGUGGAAGGUAACAGUUUAUUGUAAAGAGUGUAUAAUGUGUAUAAGGAUAAGCAGAUGAUAUCUAAACUUUGCUUUCAGGAAAGACCCACAGUAGCAAUCAGAUGAUUAUUUUAUUCAUGAUUUAAGCUCAGCGCAAACAGCUUAUAUCAUCAAUACAUUUUCUGGAACAUUUGGUUUAUCAUUGUCUUCCAUGUGCUUUUGCACUUGCCCUACACGCUAAUGUGGAGGAACCUAAAGCUUUUAUCUCGUGCCAAAAUGAAGCAAGUACGCGCUUGCUUAGAUAUAUAUUUUUAAGGCAGCAUUUGCUUGUUUUUGUUUCUUUUGGUCUUCCUGCUUCUUUAUAGACGGUGGAAGCAUUUUCCUGCUUCUGCCUGAGCUUUUGCACUUUCCAGCAGAUCCGGGUCUGUCUCUGUCUUUGUUUAGAUCCAGUCUAUUGAAAUGUUUAUGUGAGGCAGUGUUAGUGUUAGGAAUCACCUGAUAGCCCUGUUUAAUCAGAAAAAAUGAACUGAACCCAUUAACUGACCGUUUAUUUGAUGGACAUUAAACACAUGUCUCUUGUGCUGCUGAUAUGAAAACUAUGCUUGCUCACAUUCAUUUAGCCUAAAACAAAAAGCCCCGUGACAUGUGUGACCCGUUUUAAAAGAGGAGUUCACUGAGCAGCAGGAAUACUGCGCCAAACUGUGUCGACUAAAUGCGUAUUGGCACAAGUACAAGCAGACAAAUUAUUAUUUUGAACUCCUAGCACACACCACAAACAUAAAAUCAUAAAAGCUGAAAUAUUGUCGCUAGUAGACGGAACAAUCUAACAGUCUUAUAUGGAGUGUAGAGUGUGCCAAAAUAAGUAACGUCAAUGGUGAAAGCUGUUAUUUGUGUUCAAACCAGUGUUAAAAAAUAGAUGUGGAAAAAAAUAUUUAGUUAACUGGAAUAAAAUGAACAACUAGGCUUUUGAAAAAGAAAACUACUUGAAAUGAUGCAACCACAUAACUGCCUUAAAAUAAAUAACAAUACACUGGAAAUGUCUUUGU